UCGUGCCUGAGCCAUCGUCCCGUCAUGUCAAAAGAAGUUGCUUCCGUACUUAUGUGACGAAUUGCACAAUAUCUAGUCAACAAAUGAAAGAAAUAAUAUCUGGAUACAGAUCAUACAAUUGCUAAAGUAAUAACCUGUAAGAUGGCAAGUGCAGCUGUAGCCCGAUCUCCGACCACAGAGCGACUGUAUUCCCUGUAUCACAAAAAAAAUAUUCGAAUUUCAUUAAAACCGAAAAACUUUGCCCAAUCGUCAUGGAAGCCGAAGAACAACUCUCACACGUCACGGGAGUCGAUAAAUUCUACCCACACGGAGCCCCACACUUCAGGGAAACCACAAAGCUAUUCCCUUACGUCACUGGAGUCGACAAACAGUCCUCACACAUCCAGGGAACCGAGAAACUCUGCCCACCCACCAUGGGAGGAGUCCCACACUUCAGAAAAUCCGGGAAGCAGUACCCUCACGCCGUGGGAGCCGAGAAACUUCACAUCCACGCCAGAGAAGCCGGAAAAUUCUACCCACAUAUCAGGGAAGCCGAGAAGCGUCGCUGAUUUAAAUCCCCUUCAAACACCAACAAAGGAAAGUGACCAACAGAAGGAAGACAGUGCUAGCAUUCAGGAAAUUAGACAUCCAUCUGCGAGAAGAAAUGGUCUUGAAAGCAUACACCAAGAAAAGAAUGCAGAUCAAACACUAGAAGCUAGACUGGAUGUUAUGUUUGGAAAGGAAAAAAAUAAUAAUUAUAUCAAUGAGUCUUUAGGAAUACCACCUACAGCUCCUACAGGAGAGACCUCUCGACCAAGCGAAUCCAAUGAAGAGCAUUCAAAUGCUUUAGAAACGGUUCAUAGUCUUACAGAAGAGAGUGUUCCUACAGGCAAAUAUGAAGUGAAUAACUCACCUAGGCCUAAUGACCUAAUCCUUUCUCAGUCAUAUGACCUUGAUCAUUUGAAUGAUGUCGUUAAAACUGAAAUAGUCGAAGAUUAUCCAGAGGCGAGGAUGGAAAGAUCACCUGUUUUGUUUACACAAUCCAGUGGGGAAAAUAUGUGUACUUGCAGCCUACCACAUCGUCAGACUGACAUUGAUACUUGUAGUGGCAAUCUCGUUAGAGAUGUGGCUUCCCAAAGUACAAGUUUGUCUGACAUGACUGGAAUGGUUGGCAGUACGAAUUCAACUCGGUUACAGAAAGGGCCCAAGAAGAAAAAGAGAAAACGUGCAAAACGAUCUAAAUCAAAGUCAGGUUUUAGCAGAUUACGAGCAAAUACUGAUGCUGAAAAAACUUUCAUAGAGACCCCAGCAAAUGGGUAUUACCUCAUUGUCCGCCAUGCAAUUGAGGAGUGUCCCAUCUGUUAUACUGAAUUUUGUCCUACAAGAUUUACUGUGAAUAUAAAUACUUAUCUCCUUACUACAGUGUGUACUGGCUGUGAUUUAACCAUUUACAUAAUUUUUGAUCCUCCUGACGGUUCUGCCCCAAAGAUUUCCAUAGAGACAAAGUGAGCCUCCUGAGAAAAAAAAACAAAAAAAAAACGUGCAGCGAGGAGGAAGCACACAGGGCAUGAGGGAAGGCCACUUGUUAAAGACUUCUUUAAAGGUUAAUGCUAUUCCAUCUAAUAUUAACUUCUUGACCAAUUUUAUGUCAUCUGUACAUAUUUUUAUACAUUAGUCUGACAAGUUGAUAUUAAAAUUAUUAAACAU
Messenger RNA from Penaeus indicus, 1686 nucleotides. RefSeq lists its product as uncharacterized. The record is from RefSeq and is a predicted model, not a curated record. The transcript has 2 exons. Bases 142 to 1488 code for a protein of 448 amino acids. Lineage: Eukaryota; Metazoa; Arthropoda; Malacostraca; Decapoda; Penaeidae.